CAUUUCAUCUAUCCAACGGCGUAUUAAAAGCAUAGUUAUCAUAGUUGGGUAAUGUUGGCUAUGUCUCCAUAAGAUAGUGCACUCAAUAGGUAGGCUAUGUUGAUGCGGAGGCAAGGGAGUCAGUUACGAAGACUGCUGGUUCCAAGGGUGUCCUCGUCGGGCUAUAAGGUGACAUCCAAGGCACUGUCAAUUUGUGUCUCUCAUUCAUUUCAACACCUUUCCCCUCGAUAAUCAAAAAGGCUGGUAAAUUGUUCACCACUACCUUCAGUAUGGCUCUAAACUCUUAUGAUUUCGUGAUAGCCGGUGGUGGCACUGCUGGUUUAGUUCUUGCCAGUCGACUUUCAGAAGAUGAAAGCCAGUCCGUUCUUGUGAUCGAGGCUGGGUCGGACCAAAGCGAUAACCUACAGGCCAAAAUUCCAGCCUUCUACGCAGCGCUUCUCGGUGGUAAAGCAGAUUGGAAUUUCGCAAGCGUCGCUCAGCCAAAUCUUCUUGGUAGGACUGUCCAACUCAACCAAGGGAAAGCCCUUGGUGGCUCGAGCAUCUUAAACGCUCAAGUAUUUGCCCCACCUACGCCAGGAAUCAUCGACUCAUGGGCAUCACUCGGAAACGAUGGCUGGGACUGGGAGUCACUUCGCAGCUUUUACGAGAAGUCUUAUACAUAUCCUUCUAUCCCUAAGUCUUCGUGGGAGACGCUAGGAAUAGGGAGUUGGCCGACGCAGAAUAAUAACGAUCAAGGCCCAAUCCAAACUUCGUUUCCGCUAGCUACCCAUCCUAUUCGGAAAGCGUGGGUGGAAACGUUUGAGAAGCUCGGUUAUCGCAAAGACGAUGACCUCUGGGUUGAUAGAUCCAUAGGGGCAUUUAACAACCUCGCGAGCGUUGACCCAAUUUCUCGGGAGAGAAGCCAGUCCGCCAAUCGCUAUUAUGAUCCCAUCAAGAAUCGUAAGAACAUCCAUGUCCUCACCAAUGCGACUGUCGAGAAGAUACUCUUUAAAGAAGGAUCGACCGAUGCGAUCGGAUUUCAAUACCACCAUGACUCCACCACGAAGAGUGUUACGGCUCGUAAAGAGGUUAUCAUUGCUGCUGGUGCCAUUCAAUCGCCCAAGAUUCUUGAGCUUUCUGGUAUCGGUAAGCGUGACAUCUUGGUUCAACAUGGCAUUGAUGUCGUUAAAGAUCUCCCUGGUGUCGGGGAAGGUCUACAGGAUCAUCUUGUAGUUGACCUCUGCUUUGAAGCAGAGGAUCUAGAAACCAGGGAUGCAAUCAUUAGACGGGAACCGGAAGCGGUCCAAAAAGCAAUGGUUGAGUACAUGGCGAACCGGACCGGUAUCCUCACUUCGUCGGGGACCUUGACUUAUGCCUAUAUGCCCGUGAAUACUUUAAAAUCACAAGAUGGCCACCAGCGCUUACAGACACUCCUGGAGGAGAAUCGUCCGAAAAAGGGGAAUUUCGAAGAACGGGACCUAGCCCGCGCCUUGGCAUUCUACGACGUCGCCGAGAAGGCCUUGCUUGACCCAUCUAUGCCAUCGGGUGUAUAUCUUAGCUCGCUUGGGCAAAACCCACUCGAGUCUGACCCUGUAACUGGCCAAAGGACAUACAAGCCACUCCCCGGAAAACACCUCGUUCUGGCCGGCAUACUUUCGCACCCUACUUCCAGAGGUAGCGUUCAUAUACAGUCUAGCAACGUGUCUGAUGUUCCUGCGAUAGACCCAAACUACUUAAGCAACCCAGUCGAUAUCGAGAUUUUUGCGGAACACAUGCUCUACUUGCAGUCUUUAGCCUCGGCUUCGCCACUGAGUGAGUUGCUGAAGCGGCCGCCCAAACCGUCUCGCGCGAUCUCUCACCUUGCAGACUUAGAAGGAGCCAAGGAUUAUAUUAGAAUCCGUGCAGCGUCUAUGUGGCAUCCUGCCGGAACGUGUCCCAUGCUACCCGAAGAAAUCGGUGGCGUUGUUGACAGCCAUCUUAGGGUUCACGGUGUCAAAAAUCUCCGGGUCGUGGACGCGAGUAUCGUUCCCGUAUUGCCGCCAGGUAACUUGCAGUCAACUGUUUACGCUGUCGCGGAGAAGGCGGCUUCGCUUAUCAAGUCGCAACACGGUUCGUAGUCGGGUAUUAUAUAGGCGGUACUUAGUUGCUACGUGAAAUACAAGUCAUAUCUUUCACAAUUUAUUACCUAAUCAAUUUUAUUCAAGA
Annulohypoxylon maeteangense is the source of this 2184-nucleotide messenger RNA. Its product is annotated as oxidoreductase. NCBI's taxonomy places the organism in Eukaryota, Fungi, Ascomycota, Sordariomycetes, Xylariales, Hypoxylaceae. The record is from RefSeq and is a predicted model, not a curated record. The coding region runs from base 270 to 2096 and encodes 608 amino acids. Gene Ontology annotation, molecular function: oxidoreductase activity, acting on CH-OH group of donors; flavin adenine dinucleotide binding. The transcript is spliced from 2 exons.